GUUUUGAAAGAAUAAUUUGAAAACCAUCAUAAUAUUGAUAAAAAUGUUUAAUAUUGUAGUUUUCGAGGAUUUAAAAUAAAUUUUAUGUGAAAAUAAACGAUUAUGGAGCAAGAAAUUGAGCUUGCCGACGAAGUUCCAGCUGUUGAGUGGCUAAAUAAUGAUGAUCAAAUCGAACAAUUGGAUUUACAGACCAUCGCAAAUUUUAAUUUCAAUCGAGUUUCUUCAGAUGAGAUUAUUUAUCAAAAGAAACAGAAUAAAUGUAAAAUGGUUGGAAAAUAUGUGAUGGGAGAUAAACUUGGAGAAGGAAGUUAUGGAAAAGUCAAGGAAGUUUUGGACAGUGAAAAUCUCACGAGAAGGGCUGUAAAGAUAUUGGCUAAACGUAAACUUCGUAGAAUUCCAAAUGGUGAAAUGAAUGUUAGAAAUGAAAUUUUAUUUCUUAGAUCACUUAAGCAUAAAAAUGUCGUUGAAUUAAUUGAUGUUCUGUAUAAUGAAGAGAAACAAAAGAUGUAUCUAGUUAUGGAAUAUUGUGUUUGUGUGUUACAAGAAAUGCUUGCAUCAGCUCCAGAAUCUAAAUUGCCAUUAUUUCAAGCUCACAAAUAUUUCGUUCAGCUCAUUGAUGGACUAGAAUAUCUUCAUGGACAAGGAGUUAUUCACAAUGAUAUCAAACCAGGGAAUUUAUUACUAACGCUUGACGAUACGCUAAAGAUUUCAGAUUUCGGUGUUGCCGAGAAAUUAGAGUUAUUUGCGUCAAAUGAUAUAUGUACAAAAGGCCAAGGUUCUCCAGCAUUUCAACCGCCAGAAAUUGCAAAUGGACAUGACUCAUUUUCAGGUUCCAAAGCAGAUGUUUGGAGUUCAGGCGUUUCACUUUAUAAUAUCACAACAGGACUGUACCCAUUUGAAGGUGAUAAUAUUUAUCGACUGCUAGAAAAUAUUGGAAAAGGUGUUUGGAGUAUCCCAGAGGGACUGGAUCCCUUAUUAACUGAUUUAUUACUUAAUAUGCUACAAUUUGAUGCGAACAAGCGUUAUACGAUACCGCAAAUCCGAAAUCACAUAUGGUUUAAUUCUUCUCCAAUUGAUACAGGAAAUCGUGUUUUUGUUCCACCAUUAAAAGGAGAUGUUUCAAGGAGUUCCACAGUGUUGCCUUAUUUAGAAUCUUAUCAUUACGAGAGUCGUCAAAAUAAUGUAUAUUUCACUGAACAUGAUCUAAAUGAAGCAGAGGAAUUGGCCCGACAGCAACAAAUGCAAGAUUCAUCGUCAUCAUCUCAUCAAAUUAGUAAGAAAAAUAGUAUUUCUAAUGAUGAAGCUUAUUCGACGCGAGAAUCAUCAGACAUCAAUAAGAAGCGACGAACGAAAAAGAAAUUUAUAUCAUGCGUAAGUGUAAAAAAGUUAACGCAUUGUCGCCAAUCAUAAAGAUUUGUAAUAAUAAUUUACGAGGUGAUGCUACAUAAAAUCUAUAUACAACAUACAUCAAUGAAUGGAGAGAACUUUGGUCAUUCAGUUAUCUAUAAAUAUAUAUACUAUUAUUAUUUUGAAACCAUGCUUUCAAUAUCUAUAAAUGCUUUCAAAUUGCUAUGCUUAAUUGAAUUAUUUUAAAGAUUAUUUGACAAUUUUGAAUGCUAUAAAAAGGAGUUGGAUACCAAACAAUGCAAAAAGCUGCUAGAAUUUAAAUCCAGUGUUUUAGCUGAAUAAUAAGUGAUUAAUUAAAUGUUUAAAGCAUGUAUAGAUAUUGAAGGCUCCUUGCAAACAAACAAAAAAAAAUGUCCAACGAACCUUAUUCUACAAAAUUUCUUUUAAUUAAACAAUUAUUUUAAAGGUCC
Messenger RNA from Chironomus riparius, 1817 nucleotides. The record is from the annotation of a GenBank genome assembly. Lineage: Eukaryota; Metazoa; Arthropoda; Insecta; Diptera; Chironomidae.